Trypanosoma cruzi is the source of this 1533-nucleotide messenger RNA. RefSeq lists its product as uncharacterized. Lineage: Eukaryota; Euglenozoa; Kinetoplastea; Trypanosomatida; Trypanosomatidae. The transcript has a single exon. Bases 1 to 1533 code for a protein of 510 amino acids. The record is from RefSeq and is a predicted model, not a curated record.
AUGGCAACACUCUCAGUCGCCCGCAAGGAUGAUAUCGCCGACCCACGCCAAUUUGGCAUCUCCACCGACGAUACCGCCAUUUAUUUAGAGGAUUCUGUCGACGAGCCCACCGCCCGAUGCAUCAGCUCGGCUCCGUCGGUGGUGGCCAUUCUUUCCCCGCAGCGUCUGCCUGCAAACGGUGGCCACGCUGUUGACAUUACAGAAUACGACAGCAAUAGCAUUGGAAGAGGUUGUAGCGCCAAGGCCGAUCGGGGGCUUCCUCUUUCUGACUUGACAAACAGUGGCACGGCUCGCCUAUCAUUUUCGAAGUCACCUACACCACGACGCUCCCUGUCAUUGGUGCCGCACAGGUACGCCUCCUCCCGCACGCUGAGUUUCUCAGAGCAACGACAAUCGCAUCACCAUCACGGCCACCAUCAUCAUUCAAAUCACGACGGCACCGUCUCUGUGGGGCGGUGUGUAGAUGCAGCUCACCACGAGGAACGCAUGGUUCCUCUUGCCGAGUAUGAAAAGCUUCAGCGGGAACGCAACCGUUACGAAAAGAUGUACGAACAUCAAAAGGCUCUCUAUGAAGACAUGGCACAAAAACAAACCGAGACGUAUCAGGAACUGCAGAAGAAAAUUAUUGAAGUUGUUGCCCUCUCCACGCGAAACGAGGAAAAUAAACGAUUUAUUCGACAGUUGAAACGUGAUAUGGUUGACAACCGAACACGUGUCAUUGACAUUCAGAACCGUGCCCUGGAGGAGACGAAGCAGGAAAAAACCGCCCGGGAGCAGUACCAAAGACAGUUACACGAGUACGAGGAGAAAUAUACCCUUCUUAUUGAAAAGCAGGAGACAAAGUUGUCAAGUCUGGAGAGUUUACUGAAGGACGUUACGUGUAUGAGAGGAGAAUGCGACCGGAUUCAGGUGUCGCAGCUCGACUCCCUUUUAAAGGCCGCAUACUCGAAAAAUACCGCCCUCUUUGGUGACUUGUUGCGUCAGGGACGCCAAAUUGACCUACUUUUUGAAAAUAAAGCAUCGCUGGAGAAGCAAUUGGAACAGUUGCGCCGUGAGAAACGUGAAAUAGAGGCGAAAUGGGCAGAGGAGCGGCGGCGGAUGGCGACGGAAACGGAGCGCUACAGCGUACAGCUGACGGAGCAGCAACGCUCCAUCCUGGAACUACGACAGAUGUUGAUACGCACCCUUGGGUCCGAGACACUCGCGCAGGGGGAUGAGCGCGACGUUGACGACACCAACGAGAAUGACAGCAGCAGUUAUUCCUCUGGCUGUAGCUCACGGGAUCUUGAAGAGAAUGAAGAGGAGGAAGAGAGCGAGGGCGAGGACGACGAUGACGGCGACAAUUUGAAGGAAAACUUGGAUGCGACAGUGGCCUCGCCACCGGUCUUGCCAGAUGUGGAUGCGAAGAAAGAUUCGCCGCGGCCGCCUUUGCCACACGUCGAGCGGCCACUGGAGCGUCGGGCGACGGAUUUGGCGACGCUCUCCGCGCAGAUUCAGGCGAAGUUGAGGUCCCUUCCGGGAGGACAGGUUUGA